Molecule: messenger RNA, 2236 nt
Organism: Prosopis cineraria
Lineage: Eukaryota; Viridiplantae; Streptophyta; Magnoliopsida; Fabales; Fabaceae
Product: repetitive proline-rich cell wall protein 2-like
Exons: 1
Coding region: 35-2068 (677 amino acids)
Source: RefSeq, a predicted model, not a curated record
GCGUUAAUUAUUGUGCUCCUCGUCUUGAAGCAAAAUGGCCAAGGGUGCCCUUCUCUUCAUUCUCUUCACCUUCACCACCUUCUUCCUCAACAGUACGCUUGCUUGUCCUUACUGUGCCUACCCACCCAAACGACCUCCUAAGCCUAAACCUCCAGUACACCGCCGUUCCAAACCACCGUGUCCACCACCGUCUUCUUCACAGCCAAAACCUCCCAAGGCAAAACCACCGCCGUAUGUCCGUCCAAAACCACCAAUCGUAAGACCACCAAUUGUUAAACCACCACCUUACUACCCAAAACCACCCAUUGUUAAACCACCAGUUGUAAAGCCUCCACGUUAUGUCCCAAAACCGCCGGUCGUGAAACCACCGUAUGUGCCAAAGCCUCCGAUUGUGAAGCCACCACCUUAUGUUCCUAAACCACCAGUUGUAAAGCCUCCACCUUAUGUCCCAAAACCGCCGAUCGUGAAACCACCGUAUGUGCCAAAGCCUCCGGUUGUGAAGCCACCCCCUUAUGUUCCUAAACCACCAGUUGUAAAGCCUCCACCGUAUCAUCCAAAACCGCCGGUCGUGAAACCACCGUAUGUGCCAAAGCCUCCGAUUGUGAAGCCACCACCUUAUGUUCCUAAGCCACCAUAUCAUCCAAAACCACCGGUUGUGAAACCACCGCAUGUGCCAAAGCCUCCGGUUGUGAAGCCACCACCUUAUGUUCCUAAACCACCAGUCGUGUCACCACCAUAUCAUCCAAGACCACCGGUUGUGAAACCGCCAGUUGUGAAGCCACCACCGUAUGUGCCUACACCACCAGUUGUGUCACCGCCGGUCGUUAAGCCACCACCAUAUGUGCCUACACCACCAGUUGUGAAGCCACCACCUGUCGUGAAGCCACCACCGUAUGUGCCUACACCACCCGUUGUGUCACCACCGGUCGUGAAGCCACCACCGUAUGUGCCUACACCACCAGUUGUGAAGCCACCACCUGUCGUGAAGCCACCACCGUAUGUGACACCACCCGUUGUGUCACCACCGGUCGUGAAGCCACCACCGUAUGUGCCUACACCACCAGUUGUGAAGCCACCACCUGUCGUGAAGCCACCACCGUAUGUGCCUACACCACCCGUUGUGUCACCACCGGUCGUGAAGCCACCACCGUAUGUGCCUACACCACCAGUUGUGAAGCCACCACCUGUCGUGAAGCCACCACCGUAUGUGCCUACACCACCCGUUGUGUCACCACCGGUCGUGAAGCCACCACCGUAUGUGCCUACACCACCAGUUGUGAAGCCACCACCUGUCGUGAAGCCACCACCGUAUGUGCCUACACCACCCGUUGUGUCACCACCGGUCGUGAAGCCACCACCGUAUGUGCCUACACCACCAGUUGUGAAGCCACCACCGGUCGUGAAGCCACCACCGUAUGUGCCUACACCACCCGUUGUGUCACCACCGGUCGUGAAGCCACCACCGUAUGUGCCUACACCACCAGUUGUGAAGCCACCACCUGUCGUGAAGCCACCACCGUAUGUGCCUACACCACCCGUUGUGUCACCACCAGUUGUAAAGCCACCACCGAUUGUGAGGCCACCCCCAUAUGUGCCUUUACCACCGGUAGUGCCGACACCUCCGACCGUGAAGCCACCACCGGUUGUAUCGCCACCUUAUGUUCCUCAACCUCCUCCGGUUGUAACCCCACCAACACCACCAGUGACACCAGUACCACCGGUGGUGACACCACCGUCUCCGACACCUUAUGUGCCAAACCCUCCUUAUCCGGGGACGCCAUGCCCGCCGCCGCCACCAGCACAAGAGACGUGCCCCAUAGAUACGUUGAAGCUGGGUGCAUGUGUGGAUGUUCUAGGUGGGCUUGUCCACGUCGGAGUCGGAAGCAAUGCUAAACAGACUUGCUGUCCGGUGCUGCAAGGAUUAGUUGAUUUGGACGCCGCCGUGUGUCUCUGUACGACGAUUAAGGCUAAGCUUCUGAACGUCAAUAUCGUCAUCCCUAUCGCUCUUCAGCUUCUCAUUGACUGUGGCAAGACUCCCCCAAAAGGGUUUCAGUGUUCCGCUAAUUAAUUGAACUUUAUAUAUCCGGUAACGAAAUUAGUUGCAUGUUCUUUUUUUGUAUUUUGUUUAAUUAUUGGUGAUCACCUUCAUCUUUGCUUCCAGUGUUAAUCACUGAAAUGGGCAUAUUAAGUGGUUUUUAUGUCAAUUUCACAAUAAAAUAUUGGACAUGUUUUUUAA